AUGAUGAAGCUGUUACCAGUGCUGCUAUUCCUCGGAGUCGCGUGCUUGUCGCAUGCCCAGUUCUACGAGAACUACAAACUGUACGAGCUCCUCGUGAAGGACUCCGACCAUGUGAAUGAGCUGAACUUCUGGUACAACGAGGGUACGCUGGACUUCUGGAGCCAUGCAGCCCCGAACCGCUCGGUCACGGUCAUGAUUAGCCCGCGCGUUCGCCGUCGCUUCGAGCAGAUGCUAAAGGAGGAGGACAUCGAGUUCAAGCUGAUGAUGGAGAACGUACAGGAGAUGCUGGAUGCUGAGAAGGCCUGGCGCAAGGAACAGGAGCGCAUUCGCCCAACGAACGGUGCGAUCGACUUCAACCACUUCUGGACGCUGGACGAGAUUAACAACUACCUGGAGAAGCUGUCCGUGGCCUACCCGAAGCUGGUGACGCUGGUCGAGAUUGGCAGGACCACGCUGAACCGCCCGAUCAACGCGGUCACGAUCUCGACGAAGGGACGCAUCAACCAGAAGCGCCCGGUCGUGCUGAUCGAUGCCGGUCUGCAGGCACGCGAGUGGGCCUCCCAUAUGGCGGUGAUGCACCUGAUCCACCAGCUGGUCGUUAACUCCGACGCGAACCAGGAGCUGCUGAAGAACACCGAUUGGGUUGUGGUUCCGGUUGCGAACCCCGACGGAUACGCUUAUUCCCACGAAAUGAACCGUCUGUGGCGCAAGAACCGUUCCGCCGGUAAAACAAUCUGCCCGGGUGCUGACCUUAGCCACAACUUCCCAUUCCGCUGGCACUACACCUCGAACUCCUGCACUGAGGGCUACUCGGGUAGCGCGCCAGCUUCGGAGAGUGAGACCCGUGCGCUGAUGCUGUUGAUGGCGCAGUACGCACGCAGCAUGAAGAUGUACCUGACGGUGCACGCUUGUGGCGAGUACAUCCUCUAUCCGUACGGCUACGAUAACGUGCAGGUUCCGAACGCGGCCGUUCUCCAUAUGCUCGGUGAGCAGGCAGCGCGCGCUGCCCGUAAUGUCCGUGGUACGGUGUACCAGGUCGGUAGUGCCGGCAGUCUGCUGACCCCGCAGACCGGCAGCGCUGACUUCGUGUACGGUAGUUUCGGUGCCGAGUUUACGUACACGCUGGAGCUGCCGUGUGGCCGCACCGGUAGUGCCUUCCUGCUCGAGACCGACCGUUUGGCCCAGGUGUCGGCCGAGGCGUUCGAGAUGUUCAAGGUGUUUGGUAAGUUUGCCGGCAGUACGACCGUUGGCCGCCCGUACGAUUCGACCAAGGGUAACAAGGUAAAGGAUACCAAAGCAGUGACCGAUGAGGCCGACGCCUCAUCCUCCUCGGCCAAUGAGGACACACAGGAGGACGUCAGUGAGAAGUAG
Molecule: messenger RNA, 1371 nt
Organism: Anopheles darlingi
Lineage: Eukaryota; Metazoa; Arthropoda; Insecta; Diptera; Culicidae
Product: carboxypeptidase B-like
Exons: 4
Coding region: 1-1371 (456 amino acids)
Biological process (GO): proteolysis
Molecular function (GO): zinc ion binding; metallocarboxypeptidase activity
Source: RefSeq, a predicted model, not a curated record